This is a messenger RNA of Fragaria vesca subsp. vesca, 1422 nucleotides long. RefSeq names its product putative ribonuclease H protein At1g65750-like. Bases 1 to 1422 code for a protein of 473 amino acids. Lineage: Eukaryota; Viridiplantae; Streptophyta; Magnoliopsida; Rosales; Rosaceae. The transcript is spliced from 3 exons. The record is from RefSeq and is a predicted model, not a curated record.
AUGGAGUCGCGCCGGUGGUCCUCCCUCAUGAGAAGGAAGGAGGCAUUAUUGCCUACCACUAAUAGGAAUAGGAUUUCCUGUUUGGUGAAGAGAUCUGAAGAUCCUUAUGGCUAUAUAAGGAGAGGUUCAGUUCUAGGUAUCGCAGAGACAAAGACCAAAGAGGGUGGUUUGGGAUUCAAGGAUAAGCACCAUUAUAAUGUUGCAUUACUGGCCAAACAGUGUUGGCGCAUUCUUUCCCAGCCUGAGUCUUUGUGGGUUAAAGUGCUUAAGGCACGUUACUUUCCUGAGUGUGAUUUUUUGCAUGCCAACAAGGGCUAUCGGGCUUCAUGGGGGUGGUCAAGCAUCUUACAAGCUAGAGAUUUGAUAAUGGAGGGCUCUGGUUGGCAAAUCGCCAAUGGAUUGAAGGCGAACAUAUGGACAGAGAAUUGGCUUCAUCCCCCUGAUGUAUGCCCUAUUCAGACUACUGCUCAGAUAAGUAACAAUGAUCCACAAUUGGUAUUUGAGAUCAUUGAUUGGCCUAGCAAAACAUGGAACCUAGACUCAAUUCUCCAUCUUAUACAACCUUCCGAAGCUAACAAAAUUCUACUAAUUCCCAUCGGGAGUCAUGAUGGGGAGGAUAGGAUCAUUUGGCCAUGGAACAAAAGGGGGGUUUAUACUGUUAGUUCAAGAUACACCUGGAUUAACAGUAAGUGCCGGGUGAUCAACCCUCCUAAGUGCAGCUCUUCUCAUUCUGUGGAGACAGCAGUGUGGAGACAAUUAUGGAAGAUAAGAGCUCCUCCUAAGGUGAAUUUUUUUUUUUUUUUAUGGAAAGCCAUAAGUGGUGCCAUUGCAACUUUCAAGAAUAUGUUUAUUCGAAAGCUUGCAAGCACACCUCUGUGUCCUAUAUGUGGUGCCUAUGAAGAAUCUAAUGAGCAUAUGUUAUUAUUGUGUCCUUGGGCUGAGGCCGUGUGGUUUGGUUCAUCAUUGGGUCUCAAAAUCAACAAAAAUCAUAUAUCAACCUUAGACUCAUGGUUAAAAGAGAUCUGCAAGGCUCACAAUUCACAAGAUAGAAUAUGGGUACUCACCAUGGUUGGCUGCAUUUGUUGGAGUAUCUGGAAGAGUCGAUGCAGCUUUGUUUAUGACAGGAGACCAAUUAGCCCUCCCGCCGUGAUUCAGUCCAGUCUCAAUCUGGCCUUGGAGUUUUGGAGUGCAAACCGGAAAGACCCACCAUCUCUGGAGUCUGAAGCGAGAUCACGAAAACGAUGGCAGCCCCCACCAUUGGAUGUUGUGGAUGUAUGCUGUGACGCCUCAUGGAUUGAAUCGGGGUCUUGUGGUAUGGGAGUUGUUAUCAGGUCGAAUUUCGGAGAGCUUGUGGAUUGUGUUUGCAAUGUGAAUAAGUGCGGAUCAUCUGCAAUGGCAGAAGCAAAUGCACAACGACCUUAA